AACAGAAUUAAAAAAGUCACUUCUGUUGAUAACACUGUUUUGACAAUCAUUAGCGAUGAUUUGGUUGUCGGAACGACAAAAGUUCGGAGUCGGAUUCACCGCCGGUGGAUUCAUCUUUUUCCUAUUCGGCAUUAUGACAUUCUUUGAUUCGGGAUUAUUGGCCUUGGGUAAUAUUCUCUUUUUAGUGGGACUUGUCCUUAUCAUUGGACCUCAAAGGACUGUAACGUUUUUCACCAGGCCAACUAAAUUAAGAGGUACAUUAUGUUUUGCAUUAGGUAUCCUUUUGAUUCUUAUGAAACACGCCUUCAUUGGGUUUGUAUUGGAAAGUUUUGGUAUUUUGGGAUUAUUUGGUGACUUCUUUGGUACCAUAGUUCAAUUCUUAAGAUCAAUUCCUUACAUUGGAGACUUAUUAAGCCAUCCGUAUCUUGCACCAACCAUUGAUAGAUUAGCUGGUAUUGAUACUUUACCUGUUUAGGACGAGUGUUUGUAGUUUUACUAUUUGUACUAUAGAAGAGUUUAUAUGAAUACUAUACUAAUUAAUUGUAAUAUUUAUUAUUAAGAAAUACUCGUAAUAGUAGUAAUAGUAGUAGUAACAGUAGUAGUAGUAAUUGUUGUUAUAGUCAUUUGAAAUAUAGAGAGUCAUGUGAUAAGUCAUGCGUUUCUCACGUGCUGGAUCACAUGCUUCUCAUGUGAAUUUCUGACAUUCCAAACAUUUUGAUUCAUGCAUGAACUGCAAACUCAACAAGUUAAGCGCAAAUGGUUUAGUGGUAAAAUCCAACGUUGCCAUCGUUGGGCCCCCGGUUCGAUUCCGGGUUUGCGCAUUUCUUUUUU
This is a messenger RNA of Scheffersomyces amazonensis, 831 nucleotides long. RefSeq lists its product as uncharacterized. The transcript has 2 exons. Gene Ontology annotation, cellular component: Golgi membrane; Golgi cis cisterna; COPII-coated ER to Golgi transport vesicle. The record is from RefSeq and is a predicted model, not a curated record. NCBI's taxonomy places the organism in Eukaryota, Fungi, Ascomycota, Pichiomycetes, Serinales, Debaryomycetaceae. Gene Ontology annotation, biological process: endoplasmic reticulum to Golgi vesicle-mediated transport; retrograde transport, endosome to Golgi. Bases 56 to 475 code for a protein of 139 amino acids.